Cryptococcus deneoformans JEC21 is the source of this 414-nucleotide messenger RNA. RefSeq lists its product as hypothetical. Lineage: Eukaryota; Fungi; Basidiomycota; Tremellomycetes; Tremellales; Cryptococcaceae. The transcript has 3 exons. The record is from RefSeq and is a predicted model, not a curated record. The coding region runs from base 60 to 377 and encodes 105 amino acids. Gene Ontology annotation, cellular component: mitochondrial matrix. Gene Ontology annotation, biological process: mitochondrial proton-transporting ATP synthase complex assembly.
ACGACUCUUCCACACCAGUUCUAUAGACUUUACUGAUCUUUCAUUUGCGACUCCACACAAUGUCCGCCACGCCCAUCCCUCACCUCUACCGCUCGCUCCUCAGAGAACUCCGUCUUGCCUCCCACAAGUCAAGAACGAGCCGUAACCCCACAGUGAACACCCACAUCCGAACCCUCGUCGAAUCGUCCUUACGCGACCCCCACGCACUUUCAAAGAUAUUACUGGAGACAAGGGACUUUCUGCGGGCUACUCGAAUCCAUGCUGACCUACUCAAAAGGUACAACCCCACACACGGCAUGUCCCAAGAAGAGCGAGUGGUGGCCACAGCCCGACGAGUGGGGUUGAAUGCUCCCAAAGAGUAUGAGGGAAAGGAAUAGAUUCAGUUUACCUUGAGAAAAGGUGGAUUAUGCAACC